This is a messenger RNA of Neltuma alba, 483 nucleotides long. RefSeq lists its product as uncharacterized. NCBI's taxonomy places the organism in Eukaryota, Viridiplantae, Streptophyta, Magnoliopsida, Fabales, Fabaceae. The record is from RefSeq and is a predicted model, not a curated record. The transcript has 2 exons. The coding region runs from base 70 to 405 and encodes 111 amino acids.
UAUAACCCGCUCGCUGCUAUCUCCUGCGGAUUAACGGGGCGAUCGAAGCGCGCGUGAUCCAACUUCUCCAUGGGUUAUUCGUCGACUUCACAGAGCUCGGGCGGCGCCGACGCCAAUCGGAAAUUUAAGAUAAUUUCAGGGUUCAUAAACAACGCGAAGAAACACAAGCACAGCUUCAUUCAAUUGGCGGCCAUGACGGGAAUUUUUCUUCUGAGCUGCAGAUCUUUGGGGCAAAAGUACCGGAUCCAUGAUCUCCAGGAGGAUACUCAUAAGCUUAAGGAGGAGCAAGAGUCACUCUCCGAGCGCAGGAAAAACAUUAAGAGUGCACUACUUCACGAAGCUUCCCUUGACUCUACCGGCCUCUUUGCUUCUCGCCUUCGUCUUCUUUUCGACGAAGAAGAUUAAUCAUAGGAUACAGGGGCAGUCAAUUCACAGAGGCUCGAAAAAGAAAGGGGGAGGCUUGAAUGGAUAUGUAAAGCCUUA